AUAAGGUGGCUGCGGAUGAGAUCAGGACCGCAUUCCGAUCCGGGACCCGACGACGACGACGGCUACCUUGUGAGUUUUGGCCGAGCUCUACGAGAAACGAACGACGCACCUGGAAGAACGGGUCUCUGCGCUCCCACGUAUGUUGUACAGACACAACAUACCAGCCAAACAUUAUAUUAUUACCGCCAUCGGAGACCAUCCGUUCAAAUCGUCGCCGGCGCAGUCAUGUGCCGAGCAUCGUACCGUCAGCAUCCGAAAAUGGGUCCGAUGCCGAAGAACCACGGCAACGCCAACAGCAAUUCCUACGCCAACCGUCUCAACGUCUUGAAACAAGUUUUGAAACCGUACCGGGACAACAACGCCAACUGUCUGCGGCUGAUCACCAGGUCGGCCAGGGUGAACCUGAACAAGCACUGGAAGAGCCUGGAGAAUCUGUUCACGGCCGGGCACGACCGCCGUCCGGCAGACUUCAAGGAACGCGCCCAGAACGCGGCCAACGAGAUGCUGGAGAACGGCGAGAACGCAAGGCCCGCGGAGGCGGCGGACUGCUCCAACCCGACGGCGGACGCGGUCGACAAAUUUCGACACUUGCACAUGGAGGACGACCGUUGACGACCGGGCACUUGGUUUGUCGAUAGUGGGGGGGGGGGGUCGACGCGGGGGAGGGUAAUUCGUAAAUCGUUUACCGCAAACAUAUAUAAUAUAUAUUAUAAGUAAUGGUAUAUACAUAUGUACAACAUUGUAGAAUCGUCAUAAUAUUAUGUAUACCACCUAUACGUGUAUCACAGGCAACAGCUCAUGUCUUCCGUUGUUUUUUUUUAAUAUCGUUACAUUUUAUUUUAUAUUUUAUUUUUUAUAUUAAUAUUAUACUUAACACGCGCACCGUCACGUUAUAUUUAUACACUCACCAUUUCACGCACCGUUUUAGCACUUGUUUUAAUCCGCACGAUCGCACAGACACGCACCACCGCACGCACGCACUUAUAUUAUGCACUUUUAAAAGCACUCAGACGCAUAAACAGCACUAUAAUAAUCAUUAAACAUAAUAUUUUAUGUUCACUUUAUUAAUAUAUUACUAUAUUAUAUCACAUUAUCACACUCGUUAUAUACAUGCACCACUCACUUUAUACACAUCGCACAUAAUUAGAUUUUAAGGAAACAUAUAUUAUAUUUUAUUAAACAAUUUUAUCGUCCGACAAAGGACACUGCACCACACCGCAGGAUGGUCCGGAUCGAUAUUAAUGUAUAUACAGCUGCACUUUAGACUAUUAUGUACCUAUAUAAUAUUAUAUUUUAUUAGUUGUAAGUUUACGUCGGCCAACAUAUAUAUAUAUAUAUAUAUAUAUAUUGGCGACUGCAGAUCCUAUCAAUUACCAAAAUAUUUAUAGCUAAUUCGCAUGUCUCACGACGUCGAUUAGAAAAAAUUAGAAAUUAAAAUUUAGAAUAUUAGAAUAUUUAUUUGUAAAUAUCAAAUCUGUGAUUGUAUCGAAUUAAGUUUUUAUUUUUAUAUUUCACUAGCUAUUAUGAUAAUAAUUAUUAUUUAUUACUAUCAUAUUAUUAUUAACGUCUCACAUAUUAUUACAUAAAAUACAUAAUUACGUGAAACAGUUUAGAUGGUAUUAAUCUAUAUAAUAUUAUAUUUUUUUAAACUUUUUUUUUGUUAUUAUAUUGUUAAAAGAAUAUUUGCUCAAAAAGGAACAGAAUCCAUCCAUAUAUUUAGUUGUUAAGCAAAAUGUAUUUUAAGAAAAAUAUUGGUGGCCACUGACACCGAAAAUAAUUAUUAUAAGAUCGAUAAAUAAAAACUAUUUAAAUAUGUUGUGUACAAUUUAUUAUAAGAAAUUAGUUUUGUAAGAAUAUCUCUGACGUGCCUAAUAUUAAAUAUAUUUAUAAUGUAUAAUAUGAAUUUAUUACAAGAAUUGUUUUAAUUUUUAA
This is a messenger RNA of Metopolophium dirhodum (rose-grain aphid), 1932 nucleotides long. RefSeq lists its product as uncharacterized. The transcript is spliced from 2 exons. The record is from RefSeq and is a predicted model, not a curated record. NCBI's taxonomy places the organism in Eukaryota, Metazoa, Arthropoda, Insecta, Hemiptera, Aphididae. Bases 16 to 612 code for a protein of 198 amino acids.